AUGGCAGAGGCUCAAGGUGCAGAAAGGGGAAAUGCAGAGGAAAUAGCUCGGAAGCGGCCCAGACUACCUCAGGCUUUCCAGGACGAUGAGCAAAAGCUUCUUAAAAAUUAUGAAAACAUCGAGUCCAAGGCCAGAAAAAUUCUGAACCUGGUGCAUGAAAGGAUGAAAUUUGUGGAUCAACUGGGUGAUGCGCCCAGCCAGCUGACAUAUCUCAGAGACCGCCUGACCACGCUCCAGGAAAAGUCUACCUUCAGCGUCACCAGCAUCGGCCUCUUCGGCAGCACUGGCGCAGGGAAGAGCACGCUGCUGAACACCCUUUUGGGCAAGGAGUACUUUCUGCCGGUCUCAGGGACACAAACCUGCACCUCUUGCCAGGUCCGGGUCAGUGUGUGCAGGAGCAAAGACUACGAAGCGAAAAUUUUUCUUCUCUCAGAGCAGGAAUGGAAGGACGAGCUGGAGCAUCUCCUCGCAUUUUUGGAAGAACAUGAGGACGACGAAGAGGAUGAGAGCAACAAAGAUGUGGAGCUUGCCAUUUCCAAGCUGCGCACUGUUUAUGGGGAAGGAGCCGAGAGAAGAAGUUAUGAAGAGUUGCUGAGAGCCACCCCCAAGGUCAACAUCUCCUCCACAGGACUCAUCGCUUUUCAGAAAAGAAGUGCAGAGGAGCUCUCUAAGGAGCUGGAUCCUUAUAUCCGGAACCAGGACAAUGAUGAGGAGGACCAGAUGGGCAGUGGCAGCAGCAGCAUGAGAGAAGGGACACAAAAGAUGCAGCACUGGCCGCUGAUCAAGCAUGUAGAAGUGAUUUUCCCAAUGUCCGACCUGAUUCCUGAGGGCGUUGUCUUUGUGGAUAUUGCAGGGAUGGGAGAUUCCAACAAAGACAGGGACGAAAUGUGGAAAGAGUGUAUCCUGGAGUGCUCAUCCAUCUGGAUUAUAGCUGAUGUCGAACGUGUUUUUGGGGCCAAAACCCAAGAAAUUAUGCUACGAGAGGCAAUUAAAGCUUUCCAGGCUGGGAAGUGCUGUGAUAUCACCUUUGUGGUGACCAAGACGGACAACAUGAAUGUUGAGGAAUACUUAAGGAAAAGUCUUCCCAGCAGCGUAGAGGUGCUGCAGAAGCCCAACCUGGUUUACACAGUGAGUGCCAGAGAGUACUGGAGGAGUGAAAUGACUAAAACACUCAACAAAGAAGAAACAGAAAUCAACAUGCUCCGAGACCACGUCAGGAAGCUCCGCCUGAAUAUGAUGAAGAACCAGUUACAGAAUUACGUGCGUGAAAUCUAUACCAUUUUCUGCCUCCUUGAUAUUUACAGGAACGAGUCUGUUGAAGAGCGGGAUCAGUCCUUCUCACUGGGUGAAUAUGUGAAGCUAAAGAUCCAGCAGCUGGGGACACAGGCUGGGUACAUCUUUGAUAAGAUAGACUUGCACCUUGACAAGGGAGUUGGGUCUGCCAGAAAACUGUACAAGAAGAAUAUGGAGAAACUCUUCAACAAAGGUCAGAAAUCCCGCGGAUUCCACAGGACCCUGAAAGCCUUGUGCAGGAGGAAAGGGGAGCUCGUAUCCCGGGUCUUCGGCCGCCUGGACAUCAACGACGUACUGGCGCAAGCCGUCUACGAACACAUUGACGCACCUUUUGAGACCAUAUUCAGAAAACAGCAGCCCAUGAAUGAGAGCCUGCAGUUGGUCAUGGAUGAUUUCAGCACUGAGAUAAAAGAUAAAUUCAAGAGCUUUGAGAAUAAUACCGCUCUGAAGAACUUAAGACUCAAUUUUCUCCUGCAAGAGACGGACAACAUCAUGAAAGGCCUCGAAGGAAAAAUUCUUCUGAAAAAGAAGUCUAUCUACGAGUCCUAUGUGCUGGAGAUCAAAAGCCGCCUUUCGCCGCAUUAUGAAGAGGCAUCUAGGAUACGCGGGGAGCAGUCAAGCCAGAGGAUAAUAAAGAAACUUUAUGAGGCUGUUGACGAGCAGGUGGCCAACAACAUGUUUGAAAGGGCAAAGAAUAAGAUGAAGAGCCAGUUCCAGGAACUGAAGGAGGAGAUGACCAGUAAGCUGGAGAAGGACUUUUCCGACAUGUUCAGCCUUGCCUUUUGCCCGUGGAACAGAAUGUGCGAGAUGGUGCCAGUGUUCGCCCAAGAGCACCAAGAAAUUGAGAGUUUGUUCAGAAGUCUCUCAGAGCCGCACUGCCCCUAA
Tinamus guttatus (white-throated tinamou) is the source of this 2178-nucleotide messenger RNA. The record is from RefSeq and is a predicted model, not a curated record. NCBI's taxonomy places the organism in Eukaryota, Metazoa, Chordata, Aves, Tinamiformes, Tinamidae.